CAGUUUGAAUUUCGACGUGCUACGUAACAGACGUGUGCUGCUGUGUGUGCCCAUGUGCAAUUCUGCUGCCGUACCAAGCCAGGCACGUACUGCAACCGCCUCUCGAAUAGAACGCGCCAUUGCAAUAAAUCAAGCGAAAAGUAUUUGAUUAGCAACAAAAAAAGUAAAUAAAUAAAAAAUAACAAAUAAAAUGCAGCAAUGCGAAAUGUACAUUCGAUGCGCAUACGAUUUUAAUUGAUUAACACAUCGCAAACAGUGUGCCUCAGUGUGUGUGUGUGUGUGCGUGCGUGUUAGUGAUUGUGUGGGUGGGUGCAAUCUGCCGCAGUUGUGAAGUAAGGCUAGGUGUUGCAGAGUGCGGAGUGCGGAGUGCAACAAACAUACCGUUGCCUUAGUAGUAGCUUCGAUCGUAAUACUGCCGCGGCAACUGCAUUGUUUUUAUUUUGUUUGACUUUGAUCGUGUGCUACGCUCGAAUCCUCCCUUGCCAACCCCCCGGUUCCACCAGCUCUCUCUCCCUCGUUGUCCCCCGGUUAGCGCGUGCGUGUCGUAACUUUUGAUUAGGUUGGUUUUCUGUGCUGUGUUCCAAGACUCGUCUUCAAGUGCCCCGUCACAGUCACCAUCACCAUCAUCAGGAGUUGCAGCUCACCCUUUGGAACAUUGCGCUUGGCGUUUCUUUCGUAACUUAUCACCGCCUACAUCGCAUUAUUUUUGCAGCCGUUUGCCGUUUUCGAAGUGCCGGAAUUUGUAAAGCAUGCAUCUAUAAUAACUGUUAAAUAUUUAUUGGAAACGGGUAAAAAAUAAUUUGAAUUUUUGCUGGCCAGCUGUUCAUCGAGGUGUGAUCUUUGUGGCUGUUGUCUAAUAAAUCAAUUGUAUUUAUUUUUCACAACACAAUUCGACGCGAAGUUUUACAACAAAUUUCGAAAAGCUAAUGUAAAAAAGACUCGACACAACAAUACGCAACAUUAGCAAGAAAUAAAUUACACACCAAAAAUAAAUAUAAAAAAAAAAAACAACAACAAAAAAAUACAGCAUAAAAAUGUCUAUCAAUAAAAAUGUUGAGGGCGUGGCCAAUGGCCGUCUCUUUGUUGCGACGCUGCUGACUCUGGUCUUGUGUGGCCUGCAGCUGGAUCUUGGCGCCGAGGCACACGUCGCCCUCACGUAUCCACCUGCCCGCGGCUUCGAUCUGGAUUUCUUGGAUAACUCGCGGACAAAGGCCCCAUGCGGCAUGCCCAAAGGCUCUAUACGCACCUCUCUGCUGUCGGGCACCAUGUUUAAUGUCACCUGGCACUUGGCCUAUCCGCACAAGGGCGGCUUCCGUUUACAGUUAUUGGAUGCACUUGACAGACCCGUGCUGGAUCUGACACCCCACGUCAACAACUCGGAAUUUGUUCGCACCGAUGUCACCGCCCAAUCGUAUCAGGUGAACAUACCCAAGGAUUUUGAGUGCUUCAAUUGCACGCUGCGUCUGCUGCGCCAGGCUGAUGAGUGGUCGGGUAGCUAUCGCUUCUGGUCAUGUGCGGAUGUGGACAUCAAGAUGCGCAAGGACUUCAAGGAGACCUGCUCCGGCAAUGGCAAAUACUAUCCAUCGCGCUGCAAGUGCGAGAAGAACCACUACGGCGACCACUGCCAGUACCGGGAUGAAUGUACCAGCAAUGCCGACUGCGGCGCCAGUCAGGGCAAGUGCAUCGAUCUGGGUGGCACCUCUCUGCCCCGGCGCCAGUGCUACUGCAACUUUGGCUGGCAUGGCAUCGGCUGCAACAAGCGUUCGCCCUACAAGUCGACCAGCCUGGAUCUGACGUCCUAUGCGAAGAAGGAGCUAUCCCCGGACUAUCACAUGUACUGGCGUCUCUUGGAGGAGGAGAAGGAGAUCGAGAUGGUGCUCAAGGUCAACGGUACCUCUUGGGUGGGUCUGGGCUGGCGUCCACGUGGUCUGACUCCGGAAUGCAAGAAUUUCCCACUCAUUAAAGACAUUGGAGACUUGACGACAACGCUCGAAGGACUGGGUUCGGAACCAGAGCCCAAGAGCGAACCAGAACCGAAGAGUGAACCUGAACCCAAGAGUGAGCCUGAACCCAAGAGUGAGCCAGAGCCCAAGAGCGAACCGGAACCGAGGAGUGAGCCAGAGCCGAAGAGUGAACCGGAGCCCCAGAGCGAGCCAGAACCCAAGAGUGAGCCGGAACCGAAAAGCGAACCGGAACCUAAGAGCGAACCCGAACCGAAAAGCGAACCAGAGCCGAGCACCAAAACGAAACGUGUCGCCAAACAUGAAGAUGAAUUUGCCCAUAUUGACGGUGUGACCUCAGUGUCCACCAGUGUAUCCUAUCGUGUCAGCAGCAAACCUGGUCGCAGUCGCCGUCAAGUCACAGAGCCAAAUAGCACAGCGGAGCCGAGCAGCGAACCGGAGCCGACAACGACGAGUGCACCGGAACCGAGGAGCGAACCGGAGCCGAAGAGCGAGCCAGAGCCAAAGAGCGAACCGGAGCCGACGAGCGAGCCUGAGCCGAAGAGUGAACCUGAACCGAAAAGUGAACCGGAACCCAAGAGCGAACCGGAACCCAAGAGCGAGCCUGAACCCACAAGCGAGCCUGAACCCAAGAGUGAACCUGAACCCACAAGUGAACCCGUACCCAAGAGCGAACCCGAACCCAAGAGCGAACCAGAACCCAAGAGCGAACCUGAACCCAAAAGCGAACCUGAACCCAAAAGCGAACCUGAACCCAAGAGCGAACCGGAACCCAAGAGCGAGCCUGAACCCAAGAGCGAGCCUGAACCCAAGAGCGAACCGGAACCCAAGAGCGAACCGGAACCCAAAAGUGAGCCAGAACCCAAGAGCGAACCGGAACCGAAGAGCGAACCAGCGCCCAAAAAGUCGGCAAACCUUGAGUCAGCAGAGCCCAAGUACAAGCUUAAUCCGUACACGCCGCGUCACGACUUCAAUCCGAUGGAUUGCACGGAUAUUGUCAUUGGUACGGCACGCGGCAUGGCCAGUCGGGUGGGAGAUUACUAUACUCGGGAUCGGUCCACGCCGCGCACCGAUGAGUUCUAUGGUGGCAAAUCGGAUUUGUCAUUGGGCACCGGCUACGAGGAGAAUGGUGUGACCACAAUUAUAUUCCGCAAGAAACUGGUGGCCAGCGAUGCCACCGAUCACACCCUGGACGAUGCGUUAACGCACGUCAUCUGGGCCAAGGGUCAGGAGCCGAAUGGCUAUGUGCAUGUGCCAGCCUCUGGCUUGGAGACAGAAGCCUCAUCCGUCAAGGACUUCUACCAGCCGGAUGAACUCAAAUACCAUGGACACAAGAUGCAACGCGGCGUAACCCAAAUCAACUUCUUUGAAAAAGAUAAGCCCACUGCUACUGCCACUGAUCGGAAUGAUCUGAGCACCAAUGUGCUGGACAACGACUGCUAUGGUCACUGGAAGUAUCCCUCGGACUGUUCGCCGCAGGAGCACAGCUGCGAAUACUACGCCAGCUGGGAGACUGUCGGACGUGGAGACGAGAUGCGCUGGCACAUUGAGACAUCGAAUACGCAGACAUGGACGGGCAUUGGCUUCAGCAAUGAUCAGCGCAUGUCGCAGACCGAUGCCAUCAUUGGCUGGGUGGAUGGACGCAGCGGUCGUCCCUUCCUAAUGGACACCUGGGUACUGGGCUAUGCGCCGCCCAAGCUAGACGAACGCCAGGACAUCUACAAUGCAUCCGGUCGCAUCGAGAAGGGUGUCACGAUCCUCGAGUUCAAUCGCAAGCGUGUUAGCAACGAUGAACAGGACUUGUCCUUCACGGACGAUCACUGCCUCUAUCUGUUCUUCCCCGUGCUGGGCGGUGCCUUCAACGUCGUCAACAAAAAGAUACGUAAACACGAACAAGUGCCACCUAUUUCAGCGCGUCGCGUCUGCAUCAAGUCCUGCGGCAAAGAGCUGGAAUCGGUUUUCGUUGGUACCAGCACACCGGCGCCCAGUCGCCUGGUCUAUGCCGUCGGCGUAAAGCUGAUGAACUUGGCAGAAUCCUUUAAGGCACCCAAGCCCGGCACUGUGGACUUUAACAAUCUAGCGGCAACCCUUUCCGACUCCUUCAAUGGCAUACUCUCAGCCAUCCCUGGCUACUAUAAAACCGAGAUAUUGGGCUUUGAAAAGGAGGGCAACUCAAUGGUGGCCAAGGUGCAGGCCAUGUUCGAUAAGUCCGAUGUGGAGAAGCUGCACACGCUGGACACCAACAACAUCGAGAAGACCAGCGCAGCCGCCGUCCAAAAGAAUGCGGCAGCAAUCAAAGCAGCUCUACAGGACCAGAUAGCCACCGGCAAGGUGGGCUCCUAUACAGUGGAUCCACAAUUUUUGGACUUUGAGGCGCUCGAAUAUAAGAGUACGGAGGAUAUGAGUGCUAAGGAUACGUUGCUCUCCUUCUUCGAUCUGUCCGAGACACGUUUGUAUAUUGUCCUAGGUCUGAUUGCAGCCCUGGUGCUUAUCGCCCUGAUUCAAGCGUUCUGCACCAUUUUGAAGACAUCGCGCAAAAGCAAAAAUACAAAGGAGAAGCUCAUACAGAACUCACCCUGGAAGGAGUUUGCCUCGAACACCAACUACGCAUUCGAUCCUUAUGGUGAGACCGAGGAGAAGCACAUGACCAGCAGCACGACGGCCAAGGAGAAGGCACGCAAUCGUUCCUCGUCCAGCAGCCAACAGACCACCUUACCCAUGUCCCACUCACCCACCAGCAAAUCGCAGAUGUACUAUGAAAACAGCAAUGUGGCCAAUGGCCAGAGCCAUGGACAGGGCAAGAGCAGCAGUGCCAAAAGUCGUUCCAGCAAUGGUCGCCAAGUGACUCAGGAGAGCAGUGUGGGUGGCGGCGUCGUUGCCACUGCACCAGGACCCUAUACGCGUGGCAGCUAUGCGGAGCGUGCCUACUCUCUGCCCCGCCAGAAUCAUCAGUACCAGCAGAGUUCGGCCAAUAUGCAGCCAUCCGGCUAUUAUACGCACGAUCGACGUGCUGCACGACAGGAGCGCGAGCGGGAAAGGGAGCGUACGGGUGGCGAGGAGCGACGUCAUCGAAAUGAACGAGACGCCAGCUAUGAUCGAUCGCGCGAUGAUCCACGCUUGAAUGGCGGGGCCGAUACGCCAGACUUUUAUUUUAUGCCGUCGCAACGCAAAUAUUCCGGUGAAGUGGUGCGCGUCUAUGUGGACUACAACAAGGAUCCAAAGCACUAGAAAAUGCACAACACAAAAACCCCCUCGUUGCACAGUGCAUACACAAAACGUUAAAGCUUAAAGUUAAAAAACCACAACAACAAAAAUCCAAUCAAUUCUUUUACUUUACACCGUUCUUAAUCCGUCAUUUCUCUUCGGGCUUCUGCUGCUUCUCGUUUCGAUUGCCAUACAGCAGUUUCACUGCAUGCGUUUUUAUUUUAACGUUGGGUGUUUUUCCCCAUUUCCACAUUUUGUUUGGGUGCGUAAGCUUUAUAACAAUGCACAAAGCGCACAGACGCAGAGUUAAUAUGAUGUUCAGUUCAGGAAAUGUUUUAAAAUUCACAAUUUAGUAAAUUGUAAAUAUUUUGCAGAUAAUACAAUGUGUACAAUGUGUUUUCUGAACAAGCAUUGAUUCAGGACUUUUUUCUCUUUUAUGUGCAAAGAAAUAUAGUCACUGUAUUUAAUCAAAUUAAAUAUGUAUAUGUAUGUUAAUAGUUUAAAAAGAAAAAACAAUGUUGAGCGCAUUAUACGACAUAAUACUCGUACAAAAUGUUUAAUUUUAGCUUACAUUAAUUAAGUACAUAUUAAUAAAAUUAGGCACUUAAUUUACAU
Molecule: messenger RNA, 5780 nt
Organism: Drosophila grimshawi
Lineage: Eukaryota; Metazoa; Arthropoda; Insecta; Diptera; Drosophilidae
Gene: nahoda
Exons: 12
Coding region: 1035-5189 (1384 amino acids)
Source: RefSeq, a predicted model, not a curated record